This is a messenger RNA of Oncorhynchus mykiss (rainbow trout), 669 nucleotides long. It is a transcript of the gene mix23, whose product is annotated as mitochondrial matrix import factor 23. NCBI's taxonomy places the organism in Eukaryota, Metazoa, Chordata, Actinopteri, Salmoniformes, Salmonidae. Gene Ontology annotation, cellular component: mitochondrial intermembrane space; mitochondrion. The record is from RefSeq and is marked provisional.
GUAGUCCACAAUGGCGGCGCCCGACGGAACUUUAAACUGUGAGGACUUUUCAAUGUUUCAGGAUGUUCUGAAGGUGAUGCGUAACAUAGAUGACCGUAUUGUCCAUUCUCUCAACACCACCGUGCCGACUGUCUCCUUCUCAGGCAGAGUGGACGCCUCCCAGACAUGCAGACAGCUCUAUGAGUCUCUGAUGGAGGCCCACCUGAGCAGAGACCGAGCCAUUAAGACGUGUAUAGCCCAGACCUCUGAGGUGGUGGGCCAGCUGAGAGAGCAGAGGGCCAAGGACGGAGACAUGACAACUGUCAAACUACUCAGGAAGGAACAGACCAAGUUAAAACUCAUGCGGUCGGAGCUGAAUGUUGAAGAGGUUGUUAAUGACAGAAGUCUGAAGGUGUUCAGUGAACGGUGCCGGACCCACUACACGCCUCCUACGGUUAAGUGACUAUCUGAGCUGCUCUGGUGAGAAUAGAACCAGACCGAGCCAUUGAGUCAUCCGUGGACUUGACCUGAGGGACCCCUGCCCUCCAGCCGACCACACUGUUAUCAUCCAUGGGGACCGCUGCGUUGCCUCACAACAAGGCCACCUCUGUCAAGCAAUCUGCUCUGUUUAUUUUCAUGAUUGUAGUUUUUAUUUGAAUUUUUUUAAACAAUGAAGUGUUUUCCAAUGGC